UAGUAUUGUAUCAAAUACCACCGUGUAAGGUGUUUCUCGCGAUCAAAUUUACGCAGAGAAAUCUUUUUCGAGAAAUUUCCUAGAAAAAUAAAGAGAAUUCAACAACUAAUCACGGUCAAUUAAACAUGAGGACUCUCUGUACUAUCAUCCUUUGUCUUGUCGCUGUGAUAGUUGCGGUAUAUGCCAAGCCCAUGAUUUACAAGAAGAAUGACGAUAACGUCUUCGAGCCAGUAAUGAUACCCAUAUCAUCUACGGUAAUUCCAAUACCCGUGUACAAGGUAGGCUAUGGCUUAGGUUUCAUAUCAAAAGAUAAGAAGGCCCAAUUGUCAUUCAAACCGGAAGAUGACAUAAAACUGAUAACCAUUAAGAAAAUCCAGGAGAAGAAGACAUAAGAGAUACACUGCAGUCAAGCAUAAAUGGAGACGAAUAUAUAUAUUGUAUUUAAAUCACUAUAGUAAAUACUUUAUUCGCUAUACAAAACCAUAAAAAAUGAGAUUUUUUUGCAGUAAAACUCGUACUAUUUUUUUUUUUUUUUUCGAUUCAUGAUUUGUAAACUUAUUCAGCAACAAAGCAAACCUGAAUCUGAUAAUAGAUAAAAUAUUUAAACAAUGAAAAUAAAAUAUAGUUUCAUAUUAUAUUAUGGCUGCGUUCCCACAUUCAGUAUUGAAAAUCUAUAGUGUAUGUGAUAUAAACUAUAAAUUUUCAGAAUUGAUAGUGAAUAUGGAAAUGCAGAUAUAAGCUAUAUCUAGCCUAUAUCUACUAAUACGGUUAAGAGAAAAACUCGACACCAAAAAUAUAAUAUACCUCCUCUACAAAUGUUACAAUUAUUAAUGAUACUUUUAUUA
This is a messenger RNA of Cataglyphis hispanica, 845 nucleotides long. RefSeq lists its product as uncharacterized. The coding region runs from base 126 to 392 and encodes 88 amino acids. The transcript is spliced from 3 exons. The record is from RefSeq and is a predicted model, not a curated record. Lineage: Eukaryota; Metazoa; Arthropoda; Insecta; Hymenoptera; Formicidae.